This is a messenger RNA of Chroicocephalus ridibundus (black-headed gull), 1510 nucleotides long. It is a transcript of the gene LRG1, whose product is annotated as leucine rich alpha-2-glycoprotein 1. The coding region runs from base 221 to 1222 and encodes 333 amino acids. Lineage: Eukaryota; Metazoa; Chordata; Aves; Charadriiformes; Laridae. The transcript has 2 exons. Gene Ontology annotation, cellular component: plasma membrane. Gene Ontology annotation, molecular function: protein binding. The record is from RefSeq and is a predicted model, not a curated record.
GUCAAUGCUGCGUUCCCCAAGAGCCGGGGGGGUGCAAUGAGGACACGGCGGACACCAGCACCCUGCACCGGAUGCCAGCACCCUGCAAGCUGGCAGUGACGGCAGCGAUUUCCCAACCGGCACGUGAGGCCGUGCCACCAGCCCCCUGGGCUGACAGCCACCGAGGAGACAGGACCGUCCCCAAGGAGCCUUGCCACCGGUUGGGAAGCCCUGCACCGCGAUGCCACCCAGCCGGAUCCUGCCACCGCUGCUGCUGCUGCUGCUGCUGGCGCCGGGCCCCACCGCCCCGUGCUCCCCCCCCCAGCCCAAUGCCACCCAUUUCGUCUGCACCGAGCCCACCCUGAGCACCUUCCCUGCCGGGCUGCCCCCCACCACCCUGGCUGUCUCGGUGGAGUUCACGGCACUGGCCACCCUCCUCCCCACCGCCCUGGCGGGGCUGCCCCGGCUGCAGGAGCUGCACCUCUCCUCCAACCGCCUCACCACCCUCCCCGAACCCCUCCUGCGCCCUGUGCCCACCCUGCGUGUCCUCGACCUGACGGACAACCUCCUGGCUGACCUCCCCACUGGCAUCUUCACCGCCGCCGGCCACCUCCAGCACUUGGUGCUGCGGGGGAACCGGCUGCAGGCGCUGCAACCUGCCUGGUUCCGGCACCUUCCCCGCCUGCAGUGGCUCGACCUGGCUGACAACGCCUUGACGGAAGUGCCACCUGCGAUUUUCCACCCCUUGAGCUCCCUGCAUAGCCUGGAUCUAUCCCACAACCGCUUGGCAACCCUGGCACCGGACGCACUGGCCGGGCUGCGGGUGCUGGAGAGGCUUGACCUGGAGGGCAACCAGCUGGGCACGCUGCUGCCUGCCGUCUUCGCCCCCACGCCCGCCCUGCGCCUCCUCUUCCUCCAGGACAACAAGCUGCAGACACUGCCCACCGGCGUCUUCGUCCCCCUGCACCAUCUCCGCGUUCUCGACCUGUCGGGUAACCGGCUGCAGGCGCUGGAGCUGCCCCCCGGCACCAUGUUGGACCUCGACAUCUCCGGGAACCCCUGGGCCUGCGAGUGCCCACUGCUGAUGCUGCUGCGGCAGGCGGCCCCGCAGCUCACUGCCAGCCGCAAUACCCUCUGCGCCAGCCCCGCGCACCGCCGGGGACAGGAGGUGGCUGCUGUGAGCCGGGCUGGGGACACGGGCUGCGAGCCUAAGGGGGACGGGCAGCGCCCACCGAAUCCCUAGGCAAGGGGUUUGGUGUCAACCCAGGUGGCCGGGCAUGUCACCUCCCUCCCUGCCACUCUGUCACCAGCCGAGAUGAGCUCUCCUGGGGAAACUGAGGCAGUGAGACAGGGGUGCAGCUGUCCCCAGCCCAAAGGCCACUCUCCCCAUCCCGUGAUGCCCAUCCCAAUGGCUCCCAGCCCCAUCCCACUUGGCUCAGGCUGUCCCACAUCCCUGUCCCCAUCCCGCCUGGCACAUGUCCCUGUCCCCACCCCACAACAGCACAUUAAAUGCCAUCACUUGUAGUCAUCA